GGCCAAGAAGAUAUCGUGACCGUUUCAAUCCACUCGAACAAUAUGAUGGAUAUGAUUUCCAAAACAGAUUUAGGCUAAAUAAAAAGACAUUCAUGAUGUUACUUAAUACAAUAGGCAAUGAUUUAAAACGGUCUACCAAUAGAAGUUUUGCAAUUACCCCAGAAAUACAACUAUUAAUUGCUCUACGAUAUUAUGCAACUGGAGCAUUUCAAUUUGUUCUAGGUGACCAUAUUAAUGUAAACAAGUCCACAGUAUGUAGAGUAAUAAAACGCGUAUCAAAACGUAUACCAAGUCUUCGUCCUCUAUUUAUUAAAAUGCCUGAAAAUCAGAUAGAAAAGCUAGUAGUGCAAAUAGGGUUCUAUGAAAUGUAUAAUUUUCCCAGGGUAAUUGGAGCAAUCGAUUGCACACACAUAAGGAUACAGUCUCCAAAGAGCGACAUAGGAGAACAAUUUAGAAACAGAAAAGGUUAUUUUUCUUUUAAUGUACAAGCAGUAUGUAACAGUAAAAUGGAUAUAACAAAUAUAGUGGCAAGAUGGCCGGGUUCAGUUCACGAUAGUACAAUUUUUGAAAAUAGUUUACUACGUGCACGAUUUGAAAAUAAUGAGUUUGAAGGCUGUUUUCUGCUCGGUGAUGGAGGUUAUCCAUGUAGGAAUUAUUUAAUGACACCAUUACUGAAUCCUACUACAAAUGCUGAAUUAAAAUAUCAGAAAUCCCAAAUUGGAACCAGAAAUAUUUUUGAGCGUGUAUUUGGUGUCUUAAAACGAUGA
Molecule: messenger RNA, 767 nt
Organism: Diuraphis noxia (Russian wheat aphid)
Lineage: Eukaryota; Metazoa; Arthropoda; Insecta; Hemiptera; Aphididae
Product: putative nuclease HARBI1
Source: RefSeq, a predicted model, not a curated record